CGAACCAUUAGUUCCUCCCGCGGGAAAAGUGACAAAAGUCCAGUGAUACCAGUAUCUCAUCUCUGUCUCUCUCUCUUUCUGUCUGUUACUGGUCUUCAGGUCAACAAUGGCGGACGGUGACGGUUGGGAUCUAAAGUUUGAGCACAUUGACUGGGUAGACAUCUCUGAUGCUGAACUAUCAGGAAACCAGGAGGCACUGGAACAACUUAUGAACAAGUCAAUAGAGAUCAAACAGCAAUUAGCCAACAGUUCAUUCUCAGCUCCUCCUCCUCCUCAAACUCCAGUAUCCACCACACCAUUAACUCACUCCACUCCUAACGAACAACAACCUCCCCAGUCAACACCUAAAUCGGCUCUAGAGGGACAGGUAUUCUUCCCUCCCUCCUCCUCCUCCGCUAAUAAAGAGAACAUGAGUACUUCUAUAAUCAACGCUUCAUCUCCAGGCCUGUUGACCACGCCCAAUAGUUGUCGUAGCAACAUGAACGGAUCAUUUCGAGUACCAUCGGCCUCUUACGCUCGAGCUGCUCGUAGCUCUGGCAAGAGGAGGAUGGGAGAGAGGGUUGGAUUGUCUCCUAUUGAAAUACCCAAGAAGAGACACCCUAUACGGGAUCUUACUAUCACUCCUGCCCCUCCUAUUGUCCCGCCAUCUUUAACUAGCCUACCUCCAGCAGAGGAAGGAAUGGAUGUUGAGAUGUGUACCCCAGAGGGAGAGAGAGGAACCGGAGGAAGGAUGGGAGUACAGAGGAGACUGUUUGGGGGGAGAGUCCUCGCAGACAAGACCAAUAGUCCACCCUGGCAUACGAAAGGUAAUGAAGACAUACUCACCGAUGGUCACAGACUAGCUCAAAGACAGAAACAAAUUGAAAUGGGAAAGAACACGAUCGGAUAUGAAAGCUACAUAGCAACACUACCAAAAGCUAGCCGGAGACAUUCUGACCCAUGGACUCCUGACAAGUACAAGAAAUGCAGUACCAGAGCAUGGCAAGGACAGUACAGACUAUGGCGGAAGAGCCUACAUCGCUGGGACCCACCCAGUGCCUCCACUGUACCAGCGACCAGUAACCAGUUUACUAGCGAAGACGCAGCACUGUGUGACAUUAAUAUUGACUUUAGCGAGAAUCCAUUAGAAGUUUAAAAUCGAUCAAAUCUAUUUUA
Molecule: messenger RNA, 1155 nt
Organism: Amphimedon queenslandica
Lineage: Eukaryota; Metazoa; Porifera; Demospongiae; Haplosclerida; Niphatidae
Product: histone RNA hairpin-binding protein-like
Exons: 6
Coding region: 107-1135 (342 amino acids)
Biological process (GO): mRNA 3'-end processing by stem-loop binding and cleavage; mRNA transport
Cellular component (GO): cytoplasm; histone pre-mRNA 3'end processing complex
Molecular function (GO): mRNA binding; histone pre-mRNA stem-loop binding
Source: RefSeq, a predicted model, not a curated record